UCUUACAAGAAGAAUUGAAAUACAAUUCUAUUUCAACGAACAACCAAUAAAUAUAAAAUAUCAACCAAUUAACACCGAUUUGCCACCCAAACUCCCACCAUUACCAAAACGUAUAUACCUAGACAGUCAGCCAUAUACUUAGUAAAUACAAGAGCCAUUCCUCAUAAUAAAGAAUGGAAAAAUAAAAUUUGACACUAGAGACAAAACUUUUGGUUAGUCAACUUUAAAUCGAACAAAAGUAAAAUCAUUUUGCGCGUAUCUCUUCAGAAGUUUGUUUUGUCAACCAUACAUGCCACUAAAAUGAAAAAUUUUAAAAGUAACUCACAUGGGCAUGAAUGAAAAUAAACUUAAUUCUUGUGAAAAUCAAACCACGUGAUUGACAAAUUGUGAGUUAAAAUCCAGUUUUCAAAAUACUUUUGAGAAAAUUGACGAAAAUUGACGAAAAUGAGCUAGUUUGACAUUAAAACUGUGUAUAUGAAUUGAAGUCUUCGAAAUACUUGGAGUAAAUUGAGAAAAAUGAGGUAGCUUGACGACGACUUUGUCUGUGAAUUGAAGUAUUCAAAAUACUUGAGAGUAGAUUGACGAAAAUCAGGUAGCUUGACGCUUAAAACACGGUGUAAAUGAUUUAUUCUCUUUUCACUUAUCUUGUAACAUUUUUCUACUUUUCCUAGGUAAAUAAAUUUUUUGUGUGACGACGUCUCUGUAAAUUCAUAGCGUUUCAUUUCAUAUGCAAAAAUAGCGUUUGCUUUUCAUAAGACCUACUAGAUUAAUCUGCGUCUUUCGGCAUAGCUUUACCUGCUUUUUGUUCAAAUUUCCCUUGCAUUCUGUGAGGGAAAGACUACAAUUGGAGUUUCAAUUUUGUUUCUGAGGUACCCAAAAAAUGGGUGAUCCUGGCUUCAUCUCUGGAAUGAUUGGUUGGGCCAUUCAGUUGGCUGCGAAUCAGAUUAUUCAAUGUAUCAAUGUUGCCAUCGCAUGCAGGAAAGAGUUGGAAGCCCUCAAAAUUUUGCUUCUCAAAAUUCAAUCGUUGAACAUAGAAAUGCAGGAAUAUCGAAAAGCUUUGAACUCUGGGAGAAUGGGCACAUCCCCUCACCAUUCUUUACCCCCAACGGUCAACAGCUGGUUGAACGAAUUGAAUGCUCUUCUGGAGGAAGCUUCUGAUUUGGCACAGCGCUGCACUGUACGCUCAUCCUGUCAUCUUUUUUCUCGUUACAGAACGAGUAGAAAGAUCAGGAAACUCACUACAAAUGUGGAGAAGCAUGUAGCCUCCACGCCUUUAGUUGCUUUUCUGCACCAACUGCAACAACAUGUGUCGAAUCGACAAGUGCUUGAGCAGGUUAAAGAGAUGAAGGAUUCUCUAAAUCUGCAUACUUCAGCACUUGCCCAAACAUCCGGAGAUUUUCCGUCCACUUCUUCAACCGCUGCCAAUAUGAAGUAUAUUGAGGAGGCACUAGUUGUCGGACAAGAUUCUGUAUCCAUCAGACUUGGGGAGCUAAUCGAUUCAGAGAAGCACAAAAAUGUGUCUCGUUUCGGCAUAGUUGGGAAGGGCGGAGCCGGGAAGACUCUACUUCUUAGACGAGUCUUCAAUAGUAACCAGGUACAGAAUCUCUUUUUUAAUGACUUGAUGCUUUGGCUUACUGUUUCACAGAAUCCAUCUUUCAAUGUUCUUAGAAAUGAGCUUGUCAAACAAAUAGCUCUAAAAGUAAAUGAAAGACUGGACAGCAGAGAAGAAGACUGUGUAAAAUCAUGGUUGAAUCAAAGCAUGAAAAAACACAAGUUUGCCCUAUUUUUAGAUGAUGUUUGGGAAACAAGCGCAGCCUCCUUGUUAGAGGAGUUGUGUGUGCCUCACUUUGCACACCUGAACUCCAGCAUCAUCAUUGCCACAUCCAGAAGUAAGAAUGUUCUCUCACAGAUGGGUGUUCCACCUCCAUCAAUCGUUCAAAUGCAAGACUUGACCAAGGAAGAUAGCUGGAGAUUGUUUUCAUUCCAUGCUUUUCAACACAACGAUGGAAUUUUGCCCAUGGGCAUUGACCAAGGAAUAGCAAAGCAUGUUUGCAAGGAGUGCGGAGGACUGCCAUUAGCCCUCAAAGUAAUCGGGCAGGCAAUGGCAGGCAUAACCCAGUUAAAUGAAUGGGAAUUCACACUCCAGAGAUUGCAGAAUGAUUCUUUACACUCGUUUCUAGGGAGGUUGAGAUUAAGCUACGAUGCUUUGGCCAACGUGCCUGGCUAUGGUAUUUCCUUGCAGUUGUGCUUCCUCUGCCUCGCUGCUUUCUCAGAAGACAGAGUCAUCUGUACGGGAGUUGCUACAGAAUACUGGAUUGGAGAAGGAUUGGUGACCGGGUCAAAUCCUGUCCAAACUGGAGAGAUAUAUGUCAAUUUAUUAGCAGAUCGAUGCCUUAUUGAGCCACUCCAGAAGGAUCACAGUGGAAAUGUGCUCUAUUUCAGGGUGCAUGAUUUAUUGCACGAUUUAGCACACCAAAUUGCGGAGAAGGAAGAAAAAUGCUUCUUUCGGGCACACAGAGGUCUAGGAGAGUUUCCAGCGGAUGACUGUGGGGGACACGUCAGAAUUUCAUUGGAGGGCAAUUGUUUUACUAGGGUUCCAAAGGCAUUCGGAGCUCCCCAUAUCCGCUCCUUGCUACUCGCUUCUAAUCGUUCUUUGUCAGCAAUUCCAAAAGAGGUGACUGGGAGAAUGACCGCUCUCAGGGUUCUUGAUUUGUCACGGACUGCACUGCAGUCGUUGCCAAAAAAUAUGGGAUGUUUGAAGAAUUUAGUUUGCCUCAGGUUACGCUCUGUUCCAAUCAAGAGACUGCCCAGCUCUGUCGCUACUCUCAGAAACCUUCAAAUAUUAGAUCUUUACAGAUCUGAUAUAGCACAACUCCCAUCCAACAUUUCUAAUCUGACUUCUCUAAAACUUUUGGAUGUUAGUUUUUGUGAACAUCUGCAGAGCUUGCCUUAUGGGGUCUCAAAUCUUACGUCUCUGGAGUACCUGGAUGCAAACAAUUCUCCGAAUAUAUGGUGGAAUAAGUGCAGAAGAGAUUGGCUUUCAAUUAAUGAUUUGGGCACCCUAUAUCAACUAAAAAGGUUGGGACUUACAAAUAAUGGUGAAAUAAUUCGAGAAGGAAUGCUGGGAAACACAAAGCAGAUGGAGUGUCUGCAUUUGUCUCUAGCAGAUAUGGAAAGCCUACCCCAGGACAUGGCUGCCAUGUCAAGAUUGAAGAAACUCUGCCUUUCUUGUCCUCAAUUACUACAAAUAGAAAAUUCAUUUUGUAAGUUUCAAUAUUUGAGCUACAUUAGGUUUUCCAACUGUGGCAUGUUGAAACAACUUCCUGCAUUGCACAUACUUCGGAGUCUGAAGCAUCUGGAUAUUGUUGCUUGCCCCAACAUAGAGAAAUUCCCAGAGGAAUUUGGCAAGGAGGGAGCAUUUCCUAAUCUGGAAGUGUUGUCAAUGGUGGAGAUGAAGAAGUUAGAGCAACUUCCAAUGGUAGACGAAGGAGCGCUACCUUCAUUGAAAACAUUGACAGUAAUGAAGUGUGAGGCAUUGCAGAUGUUGUCACUGUGUUAUUGGAAUUUGAAGAGUGUAGAGAAGAUAAGGGUGUAUGGAUGUUCAAAGGCUCAAACUGUCAUGGCAGUGGAAGAAAAGUUCAUCAAGACAAAGACCAAGGUGCAAACACUAAGAUUAUCCACUGCAGAAACUCAAGCGUUGGAAGAACACUUCUCUGAUAUCCGUCGUGGGGGUCAACAUUUUUAUUAUGGUGAAUUUUGGUGUAGUGAGAUGUUUCAGUUUUUGGAUGAUAUUAAUCGAAUAAAUUUAUAUUGAUUUAUAUCAUUCUAAAUUGUUAAAUAUAACGAUUGUGAGAUAGUAAUUAUUUUUUUAGCAUGUCAAUAAAGUUGUAGAACAAGUCAAGUUGUGAAUCUAUGGCAACAUUUUUUUGAAUCAAUAUGUUUCACCACACU
This is a messenger RNA of Cryptomeria japonica (Japanese cedar), 3951 nucleotides long. Its product is annotated as probable disease resistance protein At1g61300. Lineage: Eukaryota; Viridiplantae; Streptophyta; Pinopsida; Cupressales; Cupressaceae. The record is from RefSeq and is a predicted model, not a curated record. Gene Ontology annotation, biological process: defense response to fungus. Gene Ontology annotation, molecular function: ADP binding; protein binding. Bases 881 to 3814 code for a protein of 977 amino acids. The transcript has a single exon.